AAACCCAUACUUAAAGACCCAUAACCAAAGGAUUUCAUGUAGCACCACAUAUUAUAGUGCAUGAUCACACCACACUAUUGUGUCCAACAUUGGCAUACUAUAAAUAGGACCAACAAGGAGUACCAUUAACUCUAGGAAAUAUAUGCCCAAGCUUGCAUCUCUCUCUCUCUCUCUCUCUCUCUCUCUCUCUCGAUGCAUCUGCACACUUCCCAGUGGAAGAGCUUCUUUCCUACUCAACUCAGGGAACACCCAAACUCAUGUCAUUCUCUGCUGUUAAGGUUUCCCUCAUAUAUAUUACUGGUAUGAAUAUAACAUCAGCACCACCAUCUCCCAAGUUAUGAUUUCUUCUCUUCUUUUCCUGCUCCAGUGGUUGUGUACUGGAAAAGCUGCAUGCUUCUACUGAGAAAGGAUUCUUCCGAAGUGGAAGAUGGUGGUAGAACUGUGUAAGCUAUAGUUGGUAGAAGAAGAUUUCACGUCUUAAGCAAGAUUUGCUGGUUAGUUGAUUAGAGUCACAGAUGAGAGAGAGAGAGCGAGAGAGAGAGAGAGAGGUAACUUGAAAGCUAAGAGAACCUUUUAGAGAAGUGGAGAAGACUGUGAGAAGGGAAACCAAAGCUGGCGAACAGGUGGUGGGAAAGAGUAGAUGUUUCGGCGAUGGCCAGAAACGAAACCUGGAGUGAAAGCGGCGGCGGGAGAGGGUCUUCGCCAUACCUCCACCACCUCCUUUAUCCACCGCCUUCUUCCGCCCACGUGCAACCGGAAGAAUCGAAGGCGCCCCAGGAGACGAAACCCGAGCUUUGCCCUGACAACUGCGGCGGCAACCAACAGGGCGUCUUAGGCCACGUGCGCCGCCCCCGAGGCCGUCCCCCGGGCUCCAAGAACAAGCCGAAGCCCCCUGUCAUCGUGACGAGCGACAGCCCCAACGCGCUCCGCGCCAACGUGAUCGAGGUCGCCCAAGGAGCCGACGUGAUGGAGUGCGUGACGGAGUACGCACGACGGCGGGGCCGCGGGGUGAGCGUCCUGAGCGGAGGCGGCGCCGUCUCGUACGUCGCCCUCCGCCAGCCUGGUUCGUCGCUUUCCGGCGAAACGGUGGCGGCUCUGAGGGGGCGGUUCGAGAUCCUGUCGCUCACGGGGACCGUGCUUCCGCCGCCGGCCCCGCCUGGCGCAGGAAGCCUAACUGUGUUCUUGGCCGGAGGCCAAGGGCAGGUGCUGGGAGGCACCGUCACGGGGCCGCUGGUGGCCGCAGGGCCGGUGGUGCUGAUGGCAGCGUCCUUCGCUAACGCGGAGUACGAGCGGCUGCCGCUGGAAGUCGGCGACGAGAAAGCAGCAGCAGCAGCGACUGCGCGGGGGCAGCAACAUGCAGUGUCGCAGUCAUCCGAAGUUACCGGAAGCCGCGGCGAAGAAGGCGGCGGAAGUGUCGGCGUGCCAUUCUAUAGCCUGGGAGGGAGCUACCAGUUUGCAGGUGAUGCUUUCGGGGGGGUAAGACCACCUUUUUGAAUCCAUCGCGUGAGGUAUGGCCAACUGCUCGAAUCCAAAAGGACAUCAAGAAAGCUUCUUGAUCUGGUCAUGGGGACUUGUCAUCUCCGACAAGCUGUGUUUUCUUAUCAUCAUCAAUCUUCUUCGUCUGCUCUUUCUUGUGAUCGGGUCUUUCUGUGUGUGUACAGUCGCUAUGCUUUU
Musa acuminata AAA Group (dessert banana) is the source of this 1674-nucleotide messenger RNA. RefSeq names its product AT-hook motif nuclear-localized protein 25-like. Gene Ontology annotation, biological process: vegetative to reproductive phase transition of meristem. The record is from RefSeq and is a predicted model, not a curated record. The transcript has a single exon. The coding region runs from base 652 to 1494 and encodes 280 amino acids. Gene Ontology annotation, cellular component: nucleus. NCBI's taxonomy places the organism in Eukaryota, Viridiplantae, Streptophyta, Magnoliopsida, Zingiberales, Musaceae. Gene Ontology annotation, molecular function: DNA-binding transcription factor activity; minor groove of adenine-thymine-rich DNA binding.